AUGGCGGGACUCUUAUUGCAACAGGGUCCCAGCCCUGUAAAAGCUCUGACAAUACCUCCCAACCUCACCGGCUACUACCGCUUCGUCUCGCAGAAGAACUUGGAGGACUACCUGCAAGCCCUGAACCUCAAUGUGGCUCUGCAGAAGAUCACGCUGCUGCUGAAGCCAGACAAGGAGAUCGACAACCAGGGCCCCCACAUGACAGUGAAGAUCCUCAGUGCCUUCCGCAACUACAUUCUGAAAUUCGAGGUGGGAGUUGAGUUUGAGGAGGACCUGAGGAUCGUGGAUGGACGAAAAUGCCAGACCAUAGUAACCUGGGAGGGGGAGCAAUUGGUGUGUGUGCAGAAAGGGGAGGUCCCCAACCCGGGCUGGAGGCACUGGGUGGAGGGAGAGAAGCUGUACCGGGAACUGAUGGCCAGGGAUGCAGUGUGUGAGCAGGUCUUCCAGAAGGUCAAAUAG
Choloepus didactylus (southern two-toed sloth) is the source of this 459-nucleotide messenger RNA. RefSeq names its product retinol binding protein 5 (gene RBP5). Lineage: Eukaryota; Metazoa; Chordata; Mammalia; Pilosa; Megalonychidae. Gene Ontology annotation, biological process: fatty acid transport. Gene Ontology annotation, cellular component: nucleus; cytosol. Gene Ontology annotation, molecular function: fatty acid binding. The record is from RefSeq and is a predicted model, not a curated record.